CCGUCGUGCGUCCCCUCUCUCCCCCGCAGAGCCCGGGACGCCGCAGGGCAUGGAGUCCUUCCUCAGGAAGCGCCUGACCUUCCUGGCCUCCUUCUGGGACAAGAUCUGGCCGGCAGGUGCGCCGCCCUUCCCGGACCCCGACGCCGACGUGGAGCCGGAGCCCGCGGCCGGGGAGGCCGCCGCCUCGGAGCCCCGCAGCGGCCCCGCGCCCGCGAGGCUCUUCACGGCGCUGUACGACUUCAGGGCGCGGAGCGCAGAGGAGCUGAGCGUCCGCCGCGGGGACAGGCUCUGUGCCCUCAGGGAGGAGGGCGGCUACGUCUUGGCCCGCAGGCUCUCAGGCUGGCCCAGCACCGGGCUGGUGCCCAUCGCAUAUGUGGCGGAGGCCGCCCCCGAGUCGCUCUCGGACCAGCCCUGGUACUUCAGCGGCAUCAGCCGAACCCAGGCCCAGCAGCUGCUCCUGUCCCCCGCCAAUGCGCCCGGGGCCUUCCUUAUCCGGCCCAGCGAGAGCAGCCAUGGGGACUUCUCGCUGUCAGUCCGGGCCCAGACCGGAGUCUGCCACUACCGCGUCUCCACGGCAGCCGAUGGCAGCCUCUACCUGCAGAAGGACCGGCUCUUCCCCAGCCUGGAGGAGCUGCUGGCUUAUUACAAGGCCAACUGGAAGCGGACCCAGAACCCACUGCUGCAGCCCUGCGUGCCCCAGAAGCCCCCCGAGUGGGACGAGUGGGAGCGGCCACGCUCUGAGUUCACUCUGCGGAGGAAGCUGGGCAGAGGCUACUUCGGGGAGGUGUGGGAAGGCCUGUGGCUUGGCUUCAUGCCCGUGGCUGUCAAGGUCAUCAAAGCAGGUGGGUGUGGCCCCAGAGCCCGGGCAGAGGCAGUGGGCCAGCGGGCAGAGGCGGGUCCUGGAGUGCUGCCCUGUCCCACAGCUGACAUGAAGCUCGCUGACCUGGCCCAGGAGAUCCAGACGCUCAAGAGCCUGAGGCACGAGCGCCUCAUCCGGCUGCACGCGGUGUGCUCCGCAAGCGAUCCCGUGUACAUUGUCACCGAGCUCAUGCGCAAGGGCAGCCUGCGGGCCUUCCUAGGCAGCCCCGAAGGCCGGGCCCUGAGCCCGCCUCUCCUGCUGACCUUUGGCUGCCAGGUGGCUGAGGGCAUGAGCUACCUGGAGGAGCAGCGCAUUGUACACCGGGACCUGGCAGCCAGGAAUGUGCUUGUGGGCGACGACCUAGCCUGCAAGGUGGCCGACUUUGGCCUGGCCCGGCUGCUCAAGGACGAUUUCUACUCCCCGAGCAGCCGCUCCAAGAUCCCCGUCAAGUGGACGGCGCCCGAGGCGGCCAACUACUGCGUGUACUCCCCAAAGUCGGACGUCUGGUCCUUUGGGGUCCUGCUCUACGAGGUCUUCACCUACGGCCAGUGUCCCUACGAAGGAAUGAGCAACCACGAGACUCUGCAGCAGAUCUCGCGAGGGUACCGCCUGCCGCGCCCCGCCGCCUGCCCGGCCGAGGUCUACUAGCUCAUGCUGGAGUGCUGGAGCAGCUGCCCGGAGAGGCGGCCCGCCUUCGCGGCGCUGCAGGGGAGGCUGGGCGCUGUGGGCGGGCGCCGCCGCCCGGCCCUCACGCCCCUGGGCCUCCUCAGCCCCAGACCAGAACAGGCGCUGGAGCUGACGGUAUGGUCCGCCAGCCCGGUGAUGGUGGUGGAGGAAGUGCUGGCCCCUGUGUGCCUCGUCAAGGAGGCCCCACGCGUGGAGCUGGCUUGA
Messenger RNA from Phacochoerus africanus (Common warthog), 1750 nucleotides. It is a transcript of the gene SRMS, whose product is annotated as src-related kinase lacking C-terminal regulatory tyrosine and N-terminal myristylation sites. Gene Ontology annotation, molecular function: ATP binding; non-membrane spanning protein tyrosine kinase activity; signaling receptor binding. Gene Ontology annotation, cellular component: extrinsic component of cytoplasmic side of plasma membrane. Gene Ontology annotation, biological process: cell differentiation; cell surface receptor protein tyrosine kinase signaling pathway; innate immune response. The transcript has 9 exons. Lineage: Eukaryota; Metazoa; Chordata; Mammalia; Artiodactyla; Suidae. The record is from RefSeq and is a predicted model, not a curated record.